Molecule: messenger RNA, 867 nt
Organism: Acomys russatus (golden spiny mouse)
Lineage: Eukaryota; Metazoa; Chordata; Mammalia; Rodentia; Muridae
Gene: Arhgdib
Product: Rho GDP dissociation inhibitor beta
Exons: 6
Coding region: 149-751 (200 amino acids)
Biological process (GO): Rho protein signal transduction
Cellular component (GO): cytosol; cytoplasm; membrane
Molecular function (GO): Rho GDP-dissociation inhibitor activity; protein binding
Source: RefSeq, a predicted model, not a curated record
UCAUGCAUCUCAUGUCACAUGGGCUGGCUUGCUCCACAUGUGUCAUUAAUUGUCAAGAAUGCUGCUCGGAGUUAGCUGAUGGAGAGAUAGGCAGUGCAAAGGGACAGGAUUGGAGACAGCCCAGCGUUUCCUCUUCAAAGAUAUCAAGAUGACUGAGAAGGACACACAGCCACAGCUGGAGGAGGGAGACGAUGACCUGGACAGCAAGCUCAAUUACAAGCCACCCCCACAGAAGUCCCUGAAGGAGCUGCAGGAGAUGGAUAAAGAUGACGAGAGUCUAGCCAAAUACAAGAAAACACUGCUGGGAGAUGGUCCCGUGAUAGCAGACCCAACGGUUCCCAAUGUGACUGUUACCCGGCUUAGCCUUAUUUGUGACAGUGCACCAGGACCAAUCACCAUGGACCUUACUGGCGACCUCGAAGCCCUCAAAAAAGAAGUAUUUGUGCUAAAGGAAGGUGUGGAAUAUAGGGUCAAAAUUAACUUCAAAGUGAACAGGGAUAUUGUGUCCGGCCUGAAGUAUGUUCAGCACACAUACCGGACUGGGAUGAAAGUGGAUAAAGCUACAUUCAUGGUUGGCAGCUACGGGCCUCGGAAAGAGGAGUACGAAUUCCUCACUCCACCAGAAGAGUCUCCCAAGGGAGUGUGGGCCCGAGGCAGUUACCACAACAAGUCCGUCUUCACUGAUGAUGACAAGCAGGACCACCUCACCUGGGAUUGGAACCUGGCCAUUAAGAAGGAUUGGACAGAGUGAAUGCGUCUGUCCAUCCCUCCCACCCCACCACCUUCCCCACAGGAAGACUCCUCCCAGCCAUGUUGAUCACGUUCUCCCUCCUCCCUCCCUGCUCAUUGCUGGGUCCAUCCCCCUCC